Molecule: messenger RNA, 414 nt
Organism: Lodderomyces beijingensis
Lineage: Eukaryota; Fungi; Ascomycota; Pichiomycetes; Serinales; Debaryomycetaceae
Source: the annotation of a GenBank genome assembly
AUGAGAAUUGCUCCGGUAUUGAGGCAGGUACAGAAACUCCAUGACGUGAUCAUCAGAGUCGGCGAAGGUUUACCCACAGGUAUCGCGGGCUUAUACAAGCACCCCAACCCACGCCCAGCGCUCGUUGCAUUAUACACUCACCAGCUCAGGGUGUUGGAGAAGGAGUUCCCCAAGGACUCCGUAUACAGACAAUCCGUGGAGCAGCUCACCAAGAACAGAUUGAGGAUCGUUGAAGAAGAGGAGAUUACCGAGAAUAUCGAGAGUAAGAUUGGGGGCGGGUUGAUUGAAGAGGUUGUCAUUCAAGCUGCUGACGAGUUGAAGUUGAGCCGCGAGUUGGCUGGCUUGAAGGCAUGGGAGGAGCUAGAAGAGAAACCAUUGGAUGACCAAUGGGUAUACUUUGGCAAGAAGAUUUGA